AUGGAGAUUGAGCGUGGUGGAGCAGAGGAGGAGUGGUUAGCCGGAAACGACGAUUGGUGCUUUGGAAUCGACACUUUGAAGACAUCAGUUGUGGACAUAGGUAAAGAUCGCGGGAAGUCAACGAAGAAAGGUGAAUCUACCCGAACAGCCGUCAGUGUACCAAAAUCGCCGGAUGCCAAUGCGAAAGUGCCGAAAAAAGCCAGCGCACGCAGUACUGCGAAAGGCCCCGAACAUACAGGAGAAAAAGCGAAGGGAAAGGGAAAGCCGCCAGACGUACCGGCGAAAGAAGUUUGUGAAUUUGAGAAGAAAGCUGCAGAUGAAGGCAUUGUGAUUCAACCUCAACAUGUAAAACACAUGGGGAAUAUUGACGAAAUCGCUCAGGGACGAAAAGAACAAAUAGAAAAAGAAGUUGAACAGAUCAAGUCCGAUAAGGACAAGUCUGCGAUCAACAAGGCGGAGGGAAAGAUGAAGGUUCGUAUAAAUGAGAAAAACUGUGUGCUAUAUGAGACAAAUGAUGCGGCGACGUUAGACGACCAAGAAGACGGUGAAGAUCCCUUGGGAGAUCUGUACUAA
This is a messenger RNA of Cooperia oncophora, 573 nucleotides long. The record is from the annotation of a GenBank genome assembly. NCBI's taxonomy places the organism in Eukaryota, Metazoa, Nematoda, Chromadorea, Rhabditida, Trichostrongylidae.